AUGCAACUGGCUACGGGUAUUGCCCGUACUUUCCAGCUCCUGUUCAGCAUCGUCGCGCUCGGACUCUCUAUCACCCUUGGUAUACAACAAAUCAUCGGAGCCGUCCCUCCCCAAACGAAAUGGGCGGAGUCCGCAGGUACUCUCGGUGUGGUCGCCGCAUUGUUUGGGAUUAUUAUUUCAUUUCUUGAGAGUUGGCAGGAGUUUGUUCCUUGGCUUCUUGAUCUUCUUGCCGGCAUUGCUCUACUGGCUGCCGGAAUUUCUCAGGCGUACGCUGUCACAUUAGGAAACGUUGACUGUGAUAACACUGCUGCUCAUAACGGCCUUGCUUGGGACAAUGUGCUUAUUAGUGGAGGCUGCGAAUACAGGGACGAAAUCAAGCACUGCUAUAAUGGGGACCACGGUCAAUAUAUCCGUCCUCGCUGUGUCUGGGCCAAGGUCGACACACUUUUCAUGUUCUUGGGCUUCGCUGCCUGUGUUGGGGUAAUGAUUGUGACUCGGUCUAUCGCUGAGGCGUCUCGCAAUAUCAGUGCAUUGUUUGAAGUGUCUGGAUGGGGAAACAUCAUGGGAUCAUAA
Messenger RNA from Penicillium chermesinum, 573 nucleotides. RefSeq lists its product as uncharacterized. The record is from RefSeq and is a predicted model, not a curated record. Lineage: Eukaryota; Fungi; Ascomycota; Eurotiomycetes; Eurotiales; Aspergillaceae. Gene Ontology annotation, biological process: protein localization to plasma membrane; eisosome assembly. Gene Ontology annotation, cellular component: plasma membrane; eisosome. The coding region runs from base 1 to 573 and encodes 190 amino acids. The transcript is spliced from 3 exons.